AAAGAAAUAAAUAACGUCAAAAUCAGCUGGUUGAAGUCUUGUUGGUAAAUCACUGGGCUGUAUUAAAAUUUACGAAAACAAUCGCUUAAAUUAUAUCUACAAAUAUGCCAGAGGACUCAAAGAAAACAGCACAUAAAGGUAAACAUGACGCUAAGGAGCAACGUAAACCGCGACAGUCACGGCAAUAUGCUACUGAAAAAGCAGAAAAAAGAAUUGAGAAAAAAACUGAAAGUAAAGUUGCAACACCAUCAAAGCCGGUGUAUGAAGAGCCCGGACCAGAGUUCUACAAAAACUUGAAAAGGGAGACUGAUGACAUCCUCAAGAUCACCGAGGAAGCAAACUCCAAAUACAAGAAGAAAGAAAUACAAAGCAACUGGACUAAAUAUGAAAUGCCAAUUGAAAGUUACGAAGAGAUGGUGGAACAGGAAAACUUAGGUGCAGAUUAUGAGAAACUCGUACAAGCUCCUCUCUCAGUCGGCGGUCACUUCCAAUUCAAACAUGAAAAAAACUGGGACAUGGACGGAGGACCUUCUCUGUACGACAAAUACUUUGAAAUAGACAUGGAAACCCUAGCUACAGCCAUUAACACUGUACCAUUUUACGAAAGAAACAACAUAGACCUAUCUGUAUUCACCAAAUCUGAUAUAUUAACAAUGAACAACAGAGCUAUAAAAUAUAAAAAGAAAUAUUACAAUGACAAAUCAUACACUACUCCAGACUUGGAAGCAUCAGAAAAUAUAUUAAGACAGAAAUAUAGUGUUAGCGAAGAAAAUGUUGAAACUGAAACCAGUAAAAAGAAAACAACUUUAUCAGAAUCAGACUAUGGAAAUUUAGAAACGACAAAUGCUCGUGAUAUAUCUGAUCUAAUUGAAGACAUAAACCUAGGGUCAAAGAACAUUGAAACAAAAAUAGAAAAUCCAAACUUACAACACCAAGUAGUAGCAAAAUUAAGAAAAAAAUCAGAAAAAGAAACUAUUUGCAAAGAUGAGGCCAAAUUGGAAGAAUCAGGAACAGUGAAGGUCAAGAAUGAAGAAAUAGAUGAUAUUGAUGAAUUACUUCUAGGCAGUAGUAAAGCCACAGUGAAACCAAAUGUGCAGGAAACUAAGAAAGUGGAGAUUACUUCACUAAAAGCUGAAUCUUCUAAAGGCACAGACCCCGGAGAAAACCCACCUACAGAAAAUAAACCAGUCAUAGAACGCCCCGAGGACUUGGAAAAGUGGCUUGACGACUUCUUAGGAUAGUUUAAUAAAAUAGUGGUGACUGUUUUUGACUUAAAAUAGUCGAAUUUAUUCGGAUAUUGAAUAACACGAGCACUCCGUAAUUUUUUUUUUGAAUUCUCGCUAUAUAAACACAAUUUGAGCCAAAUCAGGCCAAUUUAGUGGCGAAACUUAAAAAUAGUGAGAUAUAAAAGUUAUAACCACAUAAUUUUGUUUCAUAUACUUUCCAAUCAAUUGUUAUAUUAUACAAUUCAUAUACACACUGUUACCACCCUGUACUCCACCUGCAUAUCGCAAAGUACGUCAUAAAAUAUAAACCAUAAUUUAAA
Messenger RNA from Pectinophora gossypiella (pink bollworm), 1546 nucleotides. RefSeq lists its product as uncharacterized. The transcript is spliced from 6 exons. NCBI's taxonomy places the organism in Eukaryota, Metazoa, Arthropoda, Insecta, Lepidoptera, Gelechiidae. The coding region runs from base 105 to 1241 and encodes 378 amino acids. The record is from RefSeq and is a predicted model, not a curated record. Gene Ontology annotation, biological process: negative regulation of G2/M transition of mitotic cell cycle.